Messenger RNA from Medioppia subpectinata, 1094 nucleotides. The record is from the annotation of a GenBank genome assembly. NCBI's taxonomy places the organism in Eukaryota, Metazoa, Arthropoda, Arachnida, Sarcoptiformes, Oppiidae.
AGAGAGAGAGAGAGAGAGAGACUUAAAUGGCGUCAACGAGUAAAGGGGCGGAUGUGUGCGGCGGCGGUGAUGUCGGGGCAGAGGAGAUGACUCCCCGUCCGUAUCAGGUCGAGAUGUAUAAACUGGCGUUAGAGAGGAAUACGAUCGUAUGUCUGGGCACAGGCACUGGCAAGACAUUCAUCUCAAUCCUACUCAUGAAAGAUCCGCAAUUCGCGCGCCAACUGCGAGGCCCGUACCCAUCGGUGGCCAAACGCACCUUCUUUCUGGUGCCCACACGAGUGUUGGCUCAACAACAGGCCAACCAAAUCCGUCGCCACUUUGGCGCCAUCGGUCCCGUCAAGCACUUCACGGGUGACAUGAAUGUGGACUUCUAUGACCACGAAGUGUGGCGCAAACACCUGUCCGACAACUAUGUAAUGGUAAUGACAUUACAGAUACUGUUAGAUAUGUUGACGCGUCGGUUCAUCACAUGGGAUAACAUCAAUCUGUUGAUCGUGGAUGAGGUCCACUGGGCGGCCAAGAAGAAGGGCAAGAAGGAGUCGGGACACGCGUAUAAGCAGCUCAUGAAUCUAUACCGCGACUGUCCCGUAGACCGUCGGCCCCGUGUGUUGGGUCUGUCGGCCAGUCUUAUCAAUAGCUCGAUGAAAGUGGAGCUCUUCGAUGAGGCGGUCAAAGAUCUGGAGGACACGUAUUGCGCGGUCGUCAACACGUCAGACGUGGCCCAACUGUGCGGCACAAACCCUAAGGAAAUUGUGUGGGAGUUCUUGAGUGAGCCCUCGUCUCCCAGUGUUGUCGCCCAACAAGUGGUGAAAGCGUUGGAAAAGUUUGCCGAAUAUCUGAAGAAAAACGUGAAGAAACCGAAUCCCUAUUCGACGAAAGCCGGUCCGCAGACCGACGAGAAGGUGUCGAUGUGUGCGACGAGAAUCAAGAAGUGUCUGAUAAACAUCCGCAAUAUGUUAGCGGAUCCCAUCGAUAAGGUGGUGAUCGACCCGAACACGAAGCAGAGGUUUAUCAUAACGAUGACAUGGAUGGGCGUCUGGUGCGCCUCCAAAGCCGUCGACCAAUACAUCGACGAGUUGUCGAAGUAUGAAGAG